CUCGUCCGCCGCGUUUACGGGCGAAUCCUUCUACUUCUCCUCAUUCUCCCUCUCCUUUCUUUGGAGUAUCCUUGUUCUUCCGACCACCCCCGAUUGAUAUUCAUUAUGACCAUGGGCACUGCAACUCGCCGGCACUCCGCCGCCGAGCCGGACAAUUCGCCUGCCGCGAAGCGUAAGAAAGUGCGCCGCGGAACCCACAGUUGCUGGGAAUGUAAGCGGCGCAAGAUGAAAUGCGUCCUCGAGCGCCCGGACGACGCGAUCUGUAUUGGCUGUCACCGCCGUGGCACGAAAUGCGUGAGCCAAGAGCUCCCGGAGGAAGCAUCGGCCCCCCUGGAUAGCCCCGGUCAGCUAAGGGAACGACUGCGCCGGGUGGAAGCGCAAUUGGAUCGGUUUUUGACGCACGCUGACGCCGGCAUUCCCACCCCUGCAUCCUCAGAACCUCAGCCGGUCGGUGCCGAUGAACACCCACCUUUCUCCUCCAGGGGGGCUAUUGAAACUCACUCCUCGCGUCGGCCGUUCACUGGAUGGGAUGACGCCGCUCAUGGGCCGCCAUCUACGGUGGCUGCGCGUCCCGAAGCCGGGCCACAUGGCAGCCUGUCUCGCACUCUUUGGGAGGCCUUACCCUCGCAGCAGGAUGUUCAUCGGAUAAGUCAAGUGAGCGGUCGCUAUUGCAUUCCAUUCCAUGAAGUCCUGACCACCCCGCCUGCCAUGCUCGAACAAGAUGGCCUCCGAUCCCAACACCGUCUGCUGGAGGUUCCGGGGCGACAGGCACAUCCGGUUCUAAUCGCCCGGCAUAUGCUCUAUCUCGCCAGCUUCUUGCAACAUCUUCAACCCGAUGGCCACGAGGAGAUCCGUAGCCUCUCAGAACCGUUGCAGGACAUGCGGGAUCGAUUGGCUGAGACCGCCACCAGCCUUGUGACAAGCAAGGACGCUUUUGUGGGCAGCAUCGAAUACUUGGAGUGUGUUAUGAUCGAGAGUCUCUAUCAAGCCGACUGUGGAUUCCUGCGCCGCAGCUGGAUGACUGCUCGCAGAGCCAUGGUUAUUGCACAAUCGAUGGGCUUUCACCGAUCGGGCAGCGUGCACUACCAGGCCCUGGAUCCGGAUUCCAAGGCCGAUCCGCACUUCAUGUGGUUCCGCAUAGUCUUCUAUGAUCGCCAGAUGUGUCUUAUCCUCGGCAUGCCGCAAGGGACGCUCGACCGCAGCAUGGCGAGCGACGCGACACCCACCCAACUCUCGCCCGCCGGCUGCCUGGAGCGUAUUCACUGUGUAAUCGCCUCCCGGAUCUUGGAGCGCAACGAGACCAGUCCUGAGAGCUGGCAAUACGCCUCGACACAGGCCAUCGAACAAGAACUGCAGCGAGCGGCCCGCACCGUGCCUAACCAAUGGUGGCUGAUGCCCAAUCUCGGCAGUCAGACGAGCAACCCCCAAGCGCUGUUCUGGGAGAUGCGGCAGUUGUCGGAACAACUGUGCCACUACAACCUACUCAACCAGCUUCAUCUCCCCUACAUGCUGCGGCACGCGGUCGAAGAUCGCCGUGAAUACUCGAGACUUAUCUGUGUCAACGCCUCGCGGGAGAUCCUGUCCCGUUUCAUCAUGCUGCGCCGCUGGAAUCGGGUGGCAUUCAGUUGUCGGACCAUUGACUUCACCGCGCUGAUGGCUGCCAUCACGCUGCUGCUGGCACACUUGGAGAGCCAUCGCUCUCCACCGACCGACAACUUCCUGGUGGUCCAAUAUCCGGGUGACCGCGCUAUGAUCGAAAAGGCGCAGGAAGAUAUGGAGGGCCUGGAUCGGGUGAACGAAGAUCCCCUGAGUGCGCGGAGUGCCGGCCUUCUUCGCCACUUGCUUGCCAUUGAGGCCAAAGCGGCGGACGGCGAUCUUCAAAGCGCCCUUAGUCUCAGCGUGCAGGCAUCCGGGUUUGAGACUCCGGCCACUGACGAGUCCACUCACGACGGCAGAGUCGCUUAUAUCCCUUACUUUGGCGUCAUUAAAACGACAAGCAGAACCCAGCAAGGCAAUAGGACUACAGCCCAGUAUUCUCCGAAAGCAAACUAUCGAAAACCCCGACCAGAAGUGGUUGUUGAAAGAGAGAUGCAAACACAGCCAGCACUUCCCGUGUCCACUCCGCCAUCGCUAUGGCCCAGUAGUGCUAACAGUGCGGCUAUUUUUGCACCGCUGCUCUCCACAGUUAUCUCCGAAGAUUCUUUGGAACAGCCCGAGAGUCCAGAUCUGACAGGAAGGGCUCUAGAGUAUUCGUUUGACAAUAUGGACUUGGCCUUCUUGAAUAACCUAGUGAGAGGCGUUGGAGACAUUGGGGAUAUUGGGGCUGACUGGACCGGCGGACCAGGAGAAUGAGUGGGGUAUGGCUGCUAUCCACAUGCGCGUUCAGAGUUUACGUCUACCUAAUCCCUAUUAUCAUUACAUAUGUCGACUUAUGUAUAUAACACAGAUUACUUCGUUC
Messenger RNA from Aspergillus steynii IBT 23096, 2458 nucleotides. RefSeq lists its product as uncharacterized. The record is from RefSeq and is a predicted model, not a curated record. Bases 106 to 2352 code for a protein of 748 amino acids. Gene Ontology annotation, biological process: regulation of DNA-templated transcription; DNA-templated transcription. The transcript has a single exon. Gene Ontology annotation, molecular function: DNA-binding transcription factor activity, RNA polymerase II-specific; DNA binding; zinc ion binding. NCBI's taxonomy places the organism in Eukaryota, Fungi, Ascomycota, Eurotiomycetes, Eurotiales, Aspergillaceae.